Molecule: messenger RNA, 432 nt
Organism: Alternaria atra
Lineage: Eukaryota; Fungi; Ascomycota; Dothideomycetes; Pleosporales; Pleosporaceae
Exons: 2
Coding region: 1-432 (143 amino acids)
Biological process (GO): transmembrane transport
Molecular function (GO): transmembrane transporter activity
Source: RefSeq, a predicted model, not a curated record
AUGGCUACACAAUCUCCACCUGGCACCGUUGUGGGGACGCAACCGCCCACAUUCACCCAAGAUACCGAGAAGGAUGUCUUGCCCGCAGCCUCUAAGACGAGCGAAUACGCAGAUGCGGAGAAGAACUACAACCCCAAGUCGAUCAAGUUCUGGCUUAUCAUCAUCUCGGUCUAUCUCUCGUUCUUCCUAGUUGCUCUCGAUCGCAUGAUCAUUGCUACUGCUAUACCAGCGAUCACAAACACGUAUGGCUCUAUUACGGAUAUCGGCUGGUACGGCAGCGGCUACAUGCUUACGUGCGCCAUUUUCAAUCCACUCUUUGGAAAGAUAUAUCAGCUGUACGACACGAAAUGGACGUUUCUGGUAUCCAUCUUUAUCUUUGAAGCGGGAAGUGCUUUGUGUGGGGCUGCACCUACUUCUGCCGUUUGUAAGUAA